AUGCAGGCCACGGCGGAUCUCUACCAAGGCUACGAUGCCACCGCCAACGGCGGCGCCCUGGCCGCUCCGCCCCUGAGCGAGCAGCCGCGCGUGGGCUUCGCUCCCGGCACAGCCUAUGUCCCGCCGGGGACGGCCCGACAAGGGAGCCUCGGGGCCGGGGGGCGCACGGGCACGGCGUUCAUACCGCCCUCCACCGCCAUGGGGGGCCGCCGCACCGGCGCCGCCCCCCAGGGCGACGGUCCCCGCCCAAUGACCUCGAACCGCGGCACCGGGUACAACAGCGCGGCCGCGACGCGCAUGGACGCCACCGGGACGUUCCGCGCGCCGCCGAUCCGGUCGCUUUCGCGCGGCGAGAAGGCCCCGGACAUGAUCGGGCGGGAGAUGGAGCUCGAGGUGAACAUCAUCCUGGAGGAGUCGAGUCAGCUGGCCAAGCUGGGCAACUGGACGGGCGCGCUCGAGAAGGCCAAGGCGGCGGGGAAGCGGGAACGCCAGCUCUUCAAGUUCCGCGAGGACAACGCGCUGUCGGACAUGCACAACCAGGACCUGACGUUCUCGGUGGUGUUCAACCUGGGCAUCUGCCAGCACCGUUCGAAGCUGUACCGCGAGGCGCUGACCACGUACUCGAAGCUGGCCAAGGACCGCGCCUACCCGCUGCACUCGCGCGUGCGGAUCAACAUGGGCGCGCUGUACUUCGAGCAGGGCAAGUUCUCGAACGCGAUCAAGAUGUGGCGCAUGGCGAUGGACAACAUGUCGCAGCCCCACGGCGCGAACAACCGGAUGCGCUUCCGCCUGAUGCGCAACAUCGGCGUGGCGUUCCUGCGCAUGGGGCACUACAGCGACGCGCUAGCGCAGUUCGAGUCCGUCAUGGAGAACGCCCCGGACCACGUCGCGGGGUACAACCUCGUCGUGUGCGCCUACGCGAUGGACAACGUCGACAAGAUGCGGUCCGGGUUCCAGGCGCUGCUGCUGCUGCCGAUGCACGACCUCGCGGGCGAAGACGAGGAGGAGAACGAGGGCAACCCCGACGCGCUCGACGCGCUCCGGGAGGAGCUCCGCAGGCGCAAGGCCGAGACGUCGCGGGUGAUCGUGAAGGCGGCGCGCAUGGUCGCCCCCGCGGUCUCCGCGUCGCGGCAGGGCGCCGGCGAGGGCUACGACUGGGUCGUCCAGCAGCUGUCCAACGCGGGCCUCGCGGACCUGGCGGGCGAGGUGGAGCUCUGCAAGGCGGCGGCGCUGCUCUCGGAGCGGCGCUUCCAGGACGCGGUCGACGUCCUCAAGUCCUUCGAGCGCAAGGAGACGGACCAGCGCGCGCGCGCGGCGUCGUCGCUGUCGUCGAUCAACUUCCUCGAGGGCAAGAUGCGCGACGCGACGACGCACGCCGAGCUGGCGGUCAAGUCCGACAAGUUCAACGCGCAGGCGCUCGUCGCGCGCGGCAACACGCUCGUCGCGCAGGACCGCCUCGAGGAGGCCUGCGAGCGCUACGAGGAGGCCACGGAGUACGAGGUCGACUGCGCAGAGGCCCUGUACAACCUGGGGCUGGCGAAGCGGCAGCUCGCGCUGCGGACGGAGGACCUGAGCGUGGACGAGCGCGCGCAGAAGCUGCUCAAGGAGGCGCAGGCGCACUUCCGGAAGCUGGUCAACAUGAUGCCGGACGCGCCCGACGUGAUUCUGCAGAUCGCCACGUGUUACGAGCUGGCCGGGAACUGGAAGAGCGCGAUCAAGUGGCUCGAGGCGCUCCUCUCGAAGCUCCCGACCGACGCGGGCGUCAUGGCGCGCCUCGGCGCCGUCUACCAGAAGCAGGGCGACGAAACCAAGGCCACGCACUACUACAUGGAGUCCCACCGCGUGUACCCGGCGAACCUGGACGUGCUGACGUGGCUGGGCGCGCAGUACGCGAAGAGCGAGCUGUUCGAGGAGGCGCAGCGGUUCUUCGAGCUCGCGGCGCAGCUGCAGCCGGACAAGGCCGAGUGGGAGCUGAUGGUUGCCAGCUGCAUGCGGCGGACGCAGAACUGGCCCGGGGCGCUGCGCAAGUACAAGGCGGUGCACAAGAAGCACCCGGACAACCGCGAGUGCCUGGCGUUCGUCGUGCAGCUCUGCCGGGACCUGGGACACCCCCAGGAGGAGAGGGAGUAUUCCGCGAAGCUGGAGCGGCUGGACGCGCUGCUGGCCAACCAGCAGCGCGGCGCGGGGAAGGCGGCGGCGAAUGGGCGCGGAGCAGAGGACGACGCGUUCAUGGGCGCGGACGCAGGGUUCGGGCUUGGCGCGGCGGUGGCGCCGACGGCGGUGGACGAGGACGACGGGAGCCUGAUGCCGCAGAAAAAGCGCGCGGACGACGACUGGGCGCUAGAGGAGGACAUGCUGCCGGCGUGA
Pedinophyceae sp. YPF-701 is the source of this 2367-nucleotide messenger RNA. Lineage: Eukaryota; Viridiplantae; Chlorophyta; Pedinophyceae. The record is from the annotation of a GenBank genome assembly.